AUUGACGUGGCUCGCUGUGUGAAGCUGAUUGACCGGUUGGAGCUUCAAAGUGCUACCACGUUGGAGGUUGUGGUACACUUUCGAAUUUAAGCUCUAAACAGUUACGGAUAAUUAAGACAGAGUGCUCAAACAAAGAAAAUAAGAUAAUAAUUACAAGAUGAAUAAGAUUAGUUUCAUGUGUGUAUUAACCAGUGUAAUUUCCAUUGUUCUCGCCGAAACCUGUCAGAAACCCGAAGUUGUAGCUUCGGCAUAUGUAACGGAAGAUGCGACAGUUCUUACUAAUGUUGCCUUUACCACACAAUUUGUGUUAAAGUGCAGCAAUGGAGUAAAGGGAAUCAGUCUGUAUGCUGAAGUUGAAGGCAAGGCAUUGCCAGCAGUUAGAUUAAGCACUGACAAUAAAUAUCAGGUAUCCUGGACAGAAGAUAUUAAGAAAGCAAGAUCUGGUGAUUACAACAUAAAACUGUAUGAUGAGGAAAAAUAUGCUGCUGUUCGUAAAGCUAUAAGAAAUGGAGAAGAUCCUGACAGUGUUAAACCUUUAAUAGUUGUUGUUCUUAACAAUCCCGGAGUAUAUCUUGGCCCUUGGGUAAAUUCUGAACUUUUGGCUGCUUUCUUGGUUGCUCUUGUAUCUUAUAUGGCAUUUUCUACAAAGUACAAACUUUUAGCAUAAGAAAAAUUUUUGUUAUUGACAAAUAAAUUUAUGAUAAUAAA
Harpegnathos saltator (Jerdon's jumping ant) is the source of this 708-nucleotide messenger RNA. RefSeq names its product Translocon-associated protein delta (gene Tapdelta). Lineage: Eukaryota; Metazoa; Arthropoda; Insecta; Hymenoptera; Formicidae. Bases 158 to 667 code for a protein of 169 amino acids. Gene Ontology annotation, cellular component: membrane; endoplasmic reticulum; endomembrane system. The transcript is spliced from 2 exons. The record is from RefSeq and is a predicted model, not a curated record.